CGCCGCCGCCGCCGCCAUGCAUUGUGGGGCAGCGGCAGCAGAUCCAAGAUGGCGGCCAGCAGGAGGCUGAUGAAGGAGCUUGAAGAAAUCCGCAAAUGUGGAAUGAAGAAUUUCCGUAAUAUCCAGGUGGACGAAGCUAACUUAUUGACUUGGCAAGGGCUUAUUGUUCCCGACAACCCUCCAUACGACAAGGGGGCCUUCAGAAUCGAAAUCAACUUUCCUGCAGAGUAUCCAUUCAAACCUCCCAAGAUUACAUUUAAAACGAAAAUCUAUCACCCUAACAUUGAUGAAAAGGGGCAGGUUUGUCUGCCGGUAAUUAGUGCUGAAAACUGGAAACCAGCCACCAAAACUGAUCAAG
This is a messenger RNA of Thamnophis sirtalis, 358 nucleotides long. The record is from RefSeq and is a predicted model, not a curated record. Lineage: Eukaryota; Metazoa; Chordata; Lepidosauria; Squamata; Natricidae.